Radiomyces spectabilis is the source of this 2371-nucleotide messenger RNA. RefSeq lists its product as uncharacterized. NCBI's taxonomy places the organism in Eukaryota, Fungi, Mucoromycota, Mucoromycetes, Mucorales, Radiomycetaceae. The record is from RefSeq and is a predicted model, not a curated record. The coding region runs from base 70 to 1995 and encodes 641 amino acids. The transcript has 5 exons.
CUUUUUUUUUCUUUUUGGCAGAACCAGUGAACCCCCUCUCCACCUUUUUGUGUGUGUGUGUGUGUGCCUAUGCCCGAUACACCGCCUUCUUCAACGACGACUGCCAGUGGCGCGACUUCUAGUCACCCUCAAGCGGGGGAGACUCCAGAGAAAUUGUUUACUCCCGAAGAAGACCAAAUGCUGACGGAGCUUCUCGCCAACUCGUUUCGCCAUAUACACGACUCGUCGCGUAUUUAUCGUGAUAUGGAUGAAAAACAAGAUCGACUGAAUGCGCUCGUCGGCGUACGAUCGGAAUUUGGCAGAGAUGUCAAGUUGACACCGAAUACCGCCAAUCUUGAACGAUAUAUUCAGACACUGAAAACGGAAAUCGACACCAAACGGAAACAGGUGGAAAAUCAAAAACAAAACGCGAUCCAAGCGUUCAAAAAUUUUGCUGAGCAAGCCAUUACCAUUGGCCUGAAAGAGAUUCCCCAACUCAAGGAUUACUUGAAAGACGCUUUCAAGCAAUAUUCGGAUGUUGUCAUGACCGGCAACCAGCGCGAUUUUGAUCGCUUGGAGAAGGAAAUUGCCACGGUGAAAGCCGAGAAAUUGUCGGUGUCGGAAAAAGACGGUCUGUUGGCUUCUUUUGACGAGUUCAAAAAACAGGUGGAAACAUUGCAGAAAACACGAAUGGAGAACGCAGAAAAACAAUUGGGCGCACAGAUUAGCAAUGUUCGACAAGAAUUGGAAAAGAUCAACGAUCAGCAUAUUCAGAAACUGGCGGUGAGAGCAUGCGAGAGGAGCAUGGGGACGCUGACGCGCGGUUUGGGCUAUUGCGACACAAAGUAUGUGAAGGACACGGUGAAUCAAGCUUUGAAAGACAAUGAUGAAAAGACACAACGUCUCCUUUUGGCUGAGCGAUCCGCGUUUCUUUUCCGCGUCAACGAGCUGCAGCAAAUGGUGAACCGUCAAAUGAGCUCCGAGAAAUUGCAACAAAUGAUGACCAACUUGCCUCAACUCCAGAAUCUGAAACAAUCCCUGGAUGCCAUGGCCAACACCGUCGUCAGCUUACAAUCCCAAACGAACCAUUCAAAGAAUCACGCCGCCGAAGGCGAUGCAGCCAAAUCGGUCGUCGAAUUGCAAAAACAAGUCAACGAUCUCUUCUCUCGAGUGAACAACAUGGAUGAUCUGAAAAAGUCAAUGAACGAUUUUUCUGCGCGGGUGGGCAACGCGGAGGAAUUGAAAAAAUCAAUGAAUGACCUUUCUGCUCGAGUUGACAACAUGGCAGAACUGACAAAACUGAUCAAGGAUCUUUCUGCUCGAGUGCACAAUAUGACGGAAAUGCAGAGUCACCCUGAAAAAGCGACACGAUUAUCCGAGCAAGUACAAUUGACCGAGCCGGGGCAACGAUCAGCGGAAACGGACACGAGGUUGUCUAAUAUGCAGAGCAAGCAAUUGGAAGAAUUGACGCAUCAGAUGAAAGUAUUCAAGAACAAAUGCAAUGCAGUGGAUCACUUUAGUCGGGUCAAGUUAGGCGAACUGCAAAAACAAAUUGAAGAUUUGAAUGCGCGUUCCAGUCAGGGGUCAUUCACCAGUAUGGACUUGAAUCGGAAACGUCCGCGAGCGGACGAUGCAUCGAUUCAAACGAUUCAGGAACAAUUGGCGACGCUGGAAACCCAGCAUCGACAACUGGUUGACUUUAUUUAUCAGUUCCGAACCAACGUUCUCAGUCUGAAAUUCCCAUCUCGAUUGGAAUCUUGUAUAUUACAUAUAGAAGAUAUACUGUCUUCUCAUGAACAAUUCAUAGCUUUUCUUGUGAAUCCUCUUGUUGCAUCGGAAGGUCAACAAAAGGUGGCCUUGCCUGCAGCGCCGAAAUCAGACGAAGAAAACACACAAUUAUCACCUACGGUGAUCCACGCUAUUCAAGAUCUUGUCAAGAAAUCGACGGAACAAGCGACUGAACCGUUGUUGAAAAAGAUUCGAACGCUGGAAGAGAAGCUUGCACAACAAACUUAAAACCUCUUCUAAUUUGCAAACCCGACAUUCACUGCAUGAAUUUCUUCAUGUGUCCUGCUCUUCCUCUCUCCAUUUUUCUUUUUCUGCCUUUCAUUGACCCAUCAUCGCAUCAUUCCCUUCUUCAUAACUCGCUUUCAUUGAGCGACAUCACCUUCUUUUUUUUUUCCUCAAGGCAGAACUAGCAAGUGAGUUAACGCCUCGUUAGGAAAAACAUCUACAUUAAACCCAACACACAAGCCGGAGCCGACAUUCUUCCAUUUAAUAAAUGACUCUAUUUUUACCAUGUAAAGAUAACCUGCAAAAGUACAUAAUAAAAACCCCUGGAUUUUGAACUGACAAUCACCAUGCAGAAAUCCAGAUUGCCGUGCUGUAGUAG